This is a messenger RNA of Rotaria sp. Silwood2, 3699 nucleotides long. NCBI's taxonomy places the organism in Eukaryota, Metazoa, Rotifera, Eurotatoria, Philodinida, Philodinidae. The record is from the annotation of a GenBank genome assembly.
AUGUUUAACAAGUUUCGUCAAUAUCUAAUUGAAUGGAAUGUAUUUAUGUCCGAGGAUCAAAACUAUAAUGUGAAUAAUGGCCAUUCUCAGCAAACAACUAAUACUAAUCCGCAAUUAUUACAAGAGCAACGAAUUGCUACACGAGUAUACGUCAUAUCUCUCACAAUUUCUUUGUUCAUUCUGAUAAUGUCUACAUUACUCAGUUGGCAAAAAAUAAUCGUUACAAUUCAUAAUCCAUCACUUAAGACCUAUCAACAACUUCAAGAUAAAUAUUCAGCAACUUUGAACUGUCCUUGUUUGAUUAAUACAAUGCCUUAUAAGCAGUUUAUAAUCGCUGAAAUGACGAUGCAUCAAAUUUGUUCAAGUGAUUUUAUUAGUAAACAAUGGAUUCAUGCUCUUUUCAUUCCUGAUGCUAGUCGUUAUAGUGCAAUUGACUUUCGAACAACGGCAAGUUCACAAUUCGAAGUCUUAAAAACAUUAUGUGCAUUAGCACGUGACAAUAUUUUUGAUGUAUUAUUUAAUUUAAAUGAUACACAAUUGCUUUCUAGCAAUUUAUUGAGAGAAAAUGAAAUUUUUAUUCAAACUAAAAUCAGCAGUGAACGGAUUCUAAGUGAUACGACAGUACGUUUAAAUAAUGCAUUGAAAUUAAUCAAAUUAUCAACACAAAGUAAUGUUAUUUCUUCAGCACUGAAUACUAAUAUUGUUUAUUCUGCAAGUCGUUUUGUAAAUUUUCAAACUUACAAAUAUAUCUCAAGUUAUACAGGAUGGCAUUGGACUGCUAAUAAUCAAACAACCAUCUGUGUUUGUCAUAUUAAUACAUGCACUUUACCUGCCGGUUUCUAUUCUUUUGCUGAUAAGAACGAUUUUUAUCUUCAUACAAAACUAGUACCUCAAGAACACGAUGUUUCCGAUUUAGUACCUGGCUUUGUCGGUUCGUGCACGCCGUAUGAAGCUGUAUUUCAAGCAAAAUUUAUUUGUCUUUAUGAUAUAAAAUGUAUUAAGACAUUAGCUGAUUACUUUCCGCGACUUGCUCAAUUAAUUCCAACAAUUAAAGUUCUAAAUGCUUCAAUAGCAAGUAAAUAUUCUCGAAACGUAAGUGUUAGUCAACUGGUUGAAGAACUUUUUCUUGAACAACGGAGAAUCUCCAUCGAUUAUAAUCAUUACUAUGCUGCAUGUGCUCCGAAAAUGUGUACUUAUUCGUAUAGAAAACAAGCUAAUUUUGCUUAUACGAUUACCAUGUUCAUUAGUGUCUAUAGUGGACUGCGGACUAUCUUGAGAUUUAUCGUUCCAUUGAUUGUCAGUGAACAAACAACUAGUGUAAUUUAUGAUCAUCCAUCAUAUACUAUUUAUAAACAACUUUAUAUGAAAUAUUCAGAUAAACUUAUUUGUUCUUGCUCGGAAAUCACUCCUAACUAUGGAUCAUUUAUUAAUAUAACUCCUAUAUAUCAUCCAGUAUGUUCAAGUGCAUUCAUCAAACCUAUAUGGUUAAAUCAAUUAAAAUUAUUGAGAGGUGGAGCAUUUGUAAUGUCUGAUUGGCGAGUAAUGUCUCUCGGUUAUUUCCAAUCCUUAGCUGCAUUAUGUGAAUUAGCUCAUAAUACUGUAAACAAUGAUUUACAAGUAUUUCGUACACGUACUAUAGUUACAACUCGAUUACUCAAGGAAGGUUUACUACGUAGUGAAAUCGAUAAUACAUUACAACACUUAAUUCAUUCUAUGCAAAUUGAAUUUGAACGUGUCAAUAAUAUUCUUCGAUUACUUUUUCAAGUUAAUCAAUAUUUUGCAGGAUCAACCUAUAAUGGACAACUUCAUAUAACCUUUCAAUCUGAUAAAGAAAACCUUAAGAUCAAAUUUGAUUUUGCUCGUCCUGGAAAUAUAUAUGAAGAUACAAAAUGUUUAUGCGCUUUGCAUUUAGGUUGUGGAGAACCAAUGGUAAUUGUUCAUGCUGCAAAAAGAAUGACUGUACCAGGUUUUGUAUGGCGUUGUUCAGCAAUGGAUUCUAUUCUUUCUUCAACAUUGCAAUGUUUGUAUUCUAAUACAAAUUGUCUUCAAUUUAUUUUACUUCGUUAUAUUAAUUAUACAAAUGUAGCCGUUCCGGUUCCACCACUUAAUAUUUCUCAAUUAAUUCGAACUUCAAGUAAUUCAACUGUAUCCACACUAGCUGAUAAUCUAUUUGUAGAAGAAUGGAAAAAAUCAUUAUCUUAUGUACAAUAUUUUAAUAUAUGUGCUCCAAGUAUAUGUUGGUACACAUAUGUUAAACGUGCAAAUUAUCUAUACGUUAUAAGAAUGUUUCUAACUGUCUAUGGUGGUUUAACACUUGCAUUGAGUUUAUUAGUUCCAUUAAUGGUAAAACUUGUUUUACAAUGUCGACAUCAAUCAGUAGACAAAGAAAAUAAUAAUAUAGUAGAACGGAUAUCAGUAAGCGAACGAUUUCGUACUUUUUAUCAAUGGCUAUCUCAAGCUUUAAAAACAAAACUAACUGAUUUUACUUUAUUUCAAACAUAUUCAUUUGGUCGACAUGUUGAUCAGAUUACAAGAAUACAACUUGAUCGUCUUACAACUAGACUUUACAUAUGUUGUUAUGCUAUUGGUCUAACAAUACUUAUUUUGUACACUUCAUUUGAACAACGAACUGCAACAACAGAACUUCAUAAUCCUUCAUUACUUGGUGCUCAACAAUUACAAACUAAACAGACCGGAACAGUUGAAUGUCCAUGCACAAGAGCAUCUAUACCAUUGAACGAAUUUGUUAACAUUGAAACACGUUUUCAUCAAAUAUGUACAAGUGCGUUUGUCAAAGACGAAUGGCGUGAAGCUCUUCUUGUAGAUUUUGAGAAUUUGUCUGACUUUUUACGAACAAAUGAUUAUCGUCAUUUUCUCUCUGCACAUCUACAAUUUCUCUCCGGUCUAUGUUAUCAAGCAAUAAAACAUGUAAAUGAUACAUUACGUUCAUUUACUUCAACUUAUUUUAUUACCAGUCGACUUCUAUCUCAAACAUCGUUCAACAAACAAUUAUCAUACUUAUUAUAUCAAACUGAAGCGCACAUACCUACAUUGUUUGCUCGUGUAUUAGAGUCAGUACAAGCAAUCAAUCAUGGGAAUGUCCUUAUGACUGUUUAUGGAAGCAAUUAUGAAUUUAUCGCUCGAAAUACUCGCAGGGGUUCAUCAACAGUAUUAUAUACAUUACCAAUAAUUUACUAUGGAUCUGAAAAUUGUUCAUGUGGAUUACAAUCAAAAUGUCUUUCACAAGCUGCUUUUACUUGGCCUGACUACGCUACAGUGAAAGGUCUAUUAAUUGGAUGUUUACCAAGUGAAUCGUUCUUAGCUUCAACACUUGAAUGUUUCUUCGAUAUUGAUUGUAUCAAUAUUAUUCGGAGUCAUAUGUCUGGUUAUAUUCAUCGAACUCUUGCAGUUCCUCUCAAUACGAGUUCUAUCACUCAUUCACGAUAUCAGAUCAAUACGACAGUGAAUGAUUUAGUAAACAAAUUAUUUAUGGAAGAAUGGUCAACAAAUAUUUCUUAUGAUCGUUACUUUGCUAAAUGUGCACCGAAUAUUUGUACAUAUUCAUAUAUUGAAAAUGCAAAUCCACUUCAUGUAGCAAGUACUUUGUUGGGUUUAUACGGUGGAUUAACAGUAGUGUUAACGUUUCGUGAAUCUAAUACAAAACGAACAUUUAUAACAGUUGUACUAGAAGAAAAUUGA